AUGUGUCUUCAAAGUAUUGCAAAAAGCGUGAGUAUCAAAGUCGAAGAUUUCGGGGAAGCAGGAGACCAAAUUCGAUGGCUAACAGCAAUUCCAGAUACGUGCGAGCACUUCUAUCGAAAUGAUGAGUUACCCCGCUGCGAGAAAUCAAAGGACCCAAGUGAUUCCGUAUGCAUUUAUCAUGCAAGAUGUCCGAUGGGCAAUUGUAUGAAGGGUAGGAUACAGAUACAGAUCCAAAGUAUUGCCAAAGAACCGAGGUACAAGCGCGAGAAAUAUUGCAACGAUCAUGAGUGUUCGGUUGAAGAAUGUCACGACCUGCGAAGCAUUCUUGGCCAAGGCCAAGUUCAAUAUAGCAAAUAUUGUAAUGAACGUAAGCAGACAAAUGUAAAAAAGGGGGCUGCUCGUCAAAGGUCGUGCACCACUGCAAGUAUUGUGAAGCUCAUAAUCGAUGCGAGUGGUUUCCAGGCACUUGUAAUAGCCCAAAGAAGGCUGGGAAGGAGUACUGCGCAAUGCAUCUUCAAUGCGAGACCGACGGUUGCGACAGGCAGAAAGAUCUUGGCUCAGACCCACACUCAUCCCAUUGCUCGAGUCAUACAUGCCGUGAAAGGCAAUGCAGAAAUUCGGCAGAUAGUAAUUCGUCGGGGCAAGGCUAUUGUAACGAACACCGGUGUAAACGCGAAGGCUGUGGCCAACGUAAAACAAUCGGAUCCGGGGAGUACCAGUGUUGCCCACGACACACAUGCCGAAAUGACCACUGCCGACAAGAGAGAUGUUUUAAGGGAGAAUACUGUCUGCGCCGUAGGGAAAUCCGUUCUGCCAAACAAUUUAUUCGGCCACUGAUGUUAUGCAUUUGCUAGAUUCUUGCACAAACCAUGACUGUGGUACCGUGAGAGAUUAUGGGGAUUUCUGUGAAAAGCGUAAGUCUUGUCCUAAGAUAUUGGUAGUAAACACUAAUGAGCCUUUCGUUAUAGAUUAUAAUAGGGAUCGAGAAAUGAAGUUUGAAGGCUGCGCGGACGAUGAAAGACAAAGGCUGAUAAUUGACCUUGACACAAGAGAUAUAACUAUCCAAGGACAGAGACGUAUAAUUCAAGAAAGAGACGAAGAGAUUCAGAGAUUACGAAGACAAACGAGGCUACCUAACUGAUUGAUUUAACAAUCUAGGUAUGUGGCGUACUUCUCAGGGCGUUAUUAUCGCCGUGUUCAUCCCGAAGGGCGGAUAUAGAAUGGAAGCUGUGGUAGUAAGGUAACGUAACAAGCUCUUAUUUCUCUUCUGUGGAGAAAAUGUUGAAUACGGAACGGUGUUUAG
This is a messenger RNA of Annulohypoxylon maeteangense, 1303 nucleotides long. RefSeq lists its product as uncharacterized. NCBI's taxonomy places the organism in Eukaryota, Fungi, Ascomycota, Sordariomycetes, Xylariales, Hypoxylaceae. The transcript is spliced from 8 exons. Bases 1 to 837 code for a protein of 278 amino acids. The record is from RefSeq and is a predicted model, not a curated record.